This is a messenger RNA of Podarcis raffonei (Aeolian wall lizard), 2938 nucleotides long. RefSeq names its product zinc finger protein 135-like. The record is from RefSeq and is a predicted model, not a curated record. The coding region runs from base 637 to 1761 and encodes 374 amino acids. Gene Ontology annotation, biological process: central nervous system development; regulation of transcription by RNA polymerase II. Gene Ontology annotation, molecular function: DNA-binding transcription factor activity, RNA polymerase II-specific; RNA polymerase II cis-regulatory region sequence-specific DNA binding. NCBI's taxonomy places the organism in Eukaryota, Metazoa, Chordata, Lepidosauria, Squamata, Lacertidae. The transcript has 5 exons. Gene Ontology annotation, cellular component: nucleus.
AGAUGCCCAUUUUGGGGGUCCUGCAAGGAGAAUUUCAGCCCAAGAGCAUUUCUUCCCUCCCUGCUCGCUGCUCAAGGCAGCAGCUGGAAAAUGAUGCCAUCUGCAGAGUUUGGAGUCUGUUUCUGUUCCCCUUCAGGGCCCAAAGGGUCUUGAUCCGGCCCUCCUCCUGCAACCCCCCCAUCCCACCCUGGUCAAUGGGGUGGGCAUGGAGUUGGGCAACCACGCAAGGGAGCCCAAAGAGGAGGAAGCCGAAGGCAGCGCCGUCACGUCCGGCUCCCAUGCGAAAAGAGGAAGGGGCUACUCCCAGGAAGGGGGAGGAGGAAGUGGGGCAGAAGGAGCCCUUGGAGAAGCAAGAGAUUUUGGAAAGGGGGGACGCGGAUGGCGAGAGAGGAGAAAGAGGCAAGGUGUUGCAUCUCCAGACACUGUGAUCUUCCUUAUUCCAAGCCAGGCCAUUGGUCCACCAGGAGAAGAGAGGAGCAAGUGACAGAGAUUUACAUUCCUCCCACUCCAAAGCAGACAGUGGAGAAGACAAUCAGAAUUUUGGGUGACCAUUUGAAAUUUCAUUGGGAAUACAAAGAAACGAUUUAAAGGUGUGGAAUACAGAAUGUACUACAGUCAGUGAAUGCAUAUCAAUGAAUGCACACAGUGGAGAAACAAUUGGAAGGUAUGGAGUACGUAAAUAAUUUCAGUGGGAGUCGGCGGCUUCAAAAACGUCAACGGAUUCACACAGAUGAGAAACCAUUUAAAUGUAUGGAGUGUGGAAAGAGCUUCAAUCGCGGUGUAGAACUUAAUAUACAUCACCGAACUCACAUGGGGGAGAAACCAUAUAAAUGUAUGGAGUGUGGAAAGAGCUUCAGUCAUAGUCAAACCCUUAAAACGCAUCAUCGAACUCACACAGGUGAGAAACCAUUUAAAUGUAUGGAGUGUGGAAAGAGCUUCAAUCGCGGUGUAGAACUUAAUAUACAUCACCGAACUCACACGGGUGAGAAACCAUAUAAAUGUAUGGAGUGUGGAAAGAGCUUCAGUCAUAGUAGCAACCUUCCAAGACACCAACGAACUCACACAGGGGAGAAACCAUAUAAAUGUAUGGAGUGUGGAAAGAGCUUCAGUCAUAGUCAAACCCUUAAAACGCAUCAUCGAACUCACACAGGUGAGAAACCAUUUAAAUCUACGGAAUGUGGAAAGAGCUUCCAUAACAGUGGAAACCUUAAUUCACAUCAUCGAACUCACACUGGUGAGAAACCAUUUAAAUGUAUGGAGUGUGGAAAGAGCUUCAGAGUUAAUGGAAAACUUAGAAGACAUCAACAAACUCACACAGAGGAAAAACCAUUUAAAUGUGCAGAGUGUGGAAAAAGCUUCUGUCAUAGUAAAGCGCUUAUAAAACAUCAGCAGACCCACACAGGGGAGAAACCAUUUAAAUGUACGGAAUGUGGAAAGAGCUUCUCUUAUAAGAGGAAACUUAGAAUACAUCAACGAACUCACACAGGGGAGAAACCAUAUAAAUGUAUGGAGUGUGGAAAGAGCUUCAGUCAAAGUAGCAGCCUUUCAAGACACCAACGAACUCACACAGGGGAGAAACCAUAUAAAUGUAUGGAGUGUGGAAAGAGCUUCCAUAGCAGUGGAAACCUUAAUUCACAUCAUCGAACUCACACUGGUGAGAAACCAUUUAAAUGUAUGGAGUGUGGAAAGAGCUUCUGUCAGAGGGGAGGCCUUACAAAGCAUCAACAGUCUCACUUGGGAAGGAACCUUAAAAUGUAUUGAUCGUGGAAAGAGCUUAUUUCAGAGUGGAAGCCUUAUAAAGUACCAACAAAAACAAAUGGGAGAAACCGCUUAAAUAGGACUAUGGAAUGUGCUUCACUUAUAAUGGGAUGCUCAGAAAACGUCCACAUACUCUCAUUGGGGAGAAAGUCAAUUGUAAGUGCAGGAGGUUUAUGUGGAGUUCUGGUGUUUGUAUAAUAGAUUUUAGAGGGGGACCCCACUAAACCCUAGAAAUGAAUAAAUGCCAGGGGAUUGAAUAAAGUCGAAGCUGCAGAGCUGUGCCAAACGGAAUUCCUGGCUGGCUUAGUGAAGAGGAAACCUGUUAAUGUGACAAAAUGAGUUGUUGGACCAUCUUGGACUGAAGAUUCAGAUGUUCUAAAGCAGGCAUGUCCAACUCCCAAGAGACUGUGAUCUACUCCCAGUAUAAAAAAAACUGACAGUCAUCUACCCAUUGUCGUUAAUGGAAGGGGGAGCAUGCGUGGGGUGGAAGGGGGGAGGCCAGAGUUGUGGAGCUUCCUUGGGGGAGAGGCUUUGGGGGGGCGGGUUGCAAGACUAGUGCAGCUUUUGGGGGACAAAAAACGCUAGAGGUAAUUUAAGCAGAAAAGCAUGCAUGCUAGGAAUACACCAAGGGGGGUGGGGCUCUUUUACAUUGAAUUAUCACUUUAUGUCAUCCCUCAAUCGACCUAUAACACACUGGCGGUCCACCUGUCGAUCACAGUCCAUUGGUUGGGCACCUCUGUUCUAAAGGUUGCCCAGGUAACUGUGUUUUUGAGGUGACAGGGAAAGGGAGUCUGGUUGCGGGGAAGAAGCAGGGAGAAGAGCCCAGAUCCAUCUUUACGUAGGGUGGGUGGUGGCAGAGAUGCCUUGGACUCCAGAGCUGCAUUGCUGUGGGGUACAAGCCACACUUGAGAGGACCAUGCUUUAAGAUCUGGACACCCUCCAUGCAGAUUGAAGGUGUAAAUAGGGGAAUAAACCACAUAUAUUGAAGUCGCGACAGUCGCCGCCGUGUCUUCCAUUCUCCAAAGGAAAGCAGACCCCAUGGGCUUGGCAGAGAGAGGAGCAGGCACCCGACUUUUGUAACAGUAUGUAAAGUUGUGUAAAUGUGUGUUUAAAGAAAGGAACGUUGUAUCUCACAGUACUGAGUAUAACAUUUGAUGUAAAAAGAAUGUUUCAAGCUGAA